AUGGAAAGAUUAGGAUCGUCUUCCAUCGAUUAUGUCUGUUUACCGCGCCGUUAUGAUUCGAUCGAAACCGUCAUUGAUAGUGCACAUCAUCUUGCUGAUUUGAAAGCCGAUGAAACGACAAACGACCAAUUUUCUUCAAAGCAAUUAAUGAAUGUCAAAGUGCCAGAAAUAGUGAAACUUCCGACAUCCUAUAUGAGGGCAAUAACGUCGCAAACAAAAGAAUUUACUCCAGUUGAUCAUAUUCUCGCCAGUUAUGACAUGCGAAAUCUGUCAAAAUUCUAUGCACCACCAGGAAGCGCGGAAAAAGCUGCAUAUGCUUUGCUAAGUCUCGAAAAGGGUUCACCGAUUACAAUUCUUACCGGUUUCUGUGUGACAGCAAAACUUGUGGAUAGUAAAAAGACACCAGUAGCUGAAACAGAUGGCCCUCCAGGAGCAGUGCUUGCAGGUGAAACGCUUCGCAAACUUUCUUAUUCUGUGUCAUAUGUUGCUGACCCGAUCACAUGUAAUGUGCUUCGUGCGUGUUUGAAAUCAAUCCAAGUCGCUGACAAUUGUGUUCACGAAUUUAUUGCGCGUCAUGAUGAAAAGGAACAAGUUGAGGAAGCACAUAGACUCAUUAAUGAGCUGAAACCCAAAGCGAUGAUUACUGGAGAGCUCAGCAGUCGUAGUUGGCAUGAUGGAAUCCGUCGAAACAUGAGAGGUGCCAAUAUUAACGAUUGGAAUCCGCCAGUCGAUGAAAUGCUUGUUCAAUUUAAAGGUAAAGGUAUUAUCAUCGCAAUCGGUGAUGGUGGCAAUGAGGCUGGCAUGGCGAAUCUAAAAGAUAAUAUCCCGCUUGCACUAGAUGGCAAAACUAUUAUGGCAAGUGGUGUAUACUCAGAUAUUCCUGUUACCUCAUGGAAUUCAAAUCUCGGUUUUCAAGCAGUUGCUUCCAUUGCUGCCGCAGUGGAAGGUAAAUUUGAACUGAUUCCGACGGCGGAUCAAGUCGUCAAAACAAUUGAAGCUGCUUUAGAUGCAGGUGCAGUGGAAGGCAUCACUUUAGGAAAACAAGAGAAUUCUUUAAACGGAACUUAUGCAACACGCGGUGUAGAUGGUUUUGCUCCUUCUGUUCAUGCAGCUGAUCAAGAUAAACUGAAAAGUACACUGAUCCAAAUGAAAACAAAAGCCAUGUUAUAA
Rotaria sp. Silwood1 is the source of this 1170-nucleotide messenger RNA. The record is from the annotation of a GenBank genome assembly. NCBI's taxonomy places the organism in Eukaryota, Metazoa, Rotifera, Eurotatoria, Philodinida, Philodinidae.